AUGCAACCAAUGGGUACAACGGCACAGCAAGGCGGCUCCCAGGAUCCACUGAUCGAAACAACUAUCCCGCCCUUGCUGCAUCCAACUACCAACCAUAAUAAGCAUGCGUCAUUAAGCAUUAAAGAUUGGUAUGUUCUAUGCCACUUUACUAUCGCCCAAACGAUAUGGAGUUGUUUUUUAAUACAGUUUGUUAUCCAUUGCCUAUUCUAUCUAACCCAGAUUAGUGAGGUGGCAGAGUCGCAUAAACAAACAUUCCAAGAAGCCGUGCUAACUUUACAAACUCCAUGGAAGGCAGCACCCGCCUUAAAGCAUUAUCUAAUGGCCUCCAACGUUAUCAAAUGGGCCGCCGGAGUCAUAUUUACUCUCGUUUUGUUUGGCCAGUUAAUCUAUCAAGUCACGUGCUACCCACACAGCUCCCUCUUCCUAUACGUUGCGGCCUUAUACAUUGUAGUCAUAAUUAGUGGCAUACACUACAUUGCAUACGAGCUUAUAACCUAUGCCACUCAAUCCGGUAUAAUGCAUCUCUACCGCGUCAAUGCCGCAUUUGGUGCUAUAGUAGCCAGCUUUAUCGCGCUCAUUGGGUUUAUCAUCAUGGUCUGUCUCUUCAGAUUUCCACGCAACAAUUGUCCCACUCAUUUCAAGAAGGUUGUUAACACAAUUAUCGUUUUAGCCCUCACCAUCUUCCUUUUCAUUACGUUUGGUUAUCUCCUCUGGGGUCACCGCAGUGCAUUUGACACUAUCCAAACCGACGUUAAAAUGUGGAUAGGCCACCAACUCGAGCACCCCGCCCCUAACGUAACAUUCACCGCCCCCAACUCAACUCUCAAUGCCACUAACGCAACAUCCGCCAUCCUCAACUCAACUCACAUCCCCACCACCUAA
Molecule: messenger RNA, 882 nt
Organism: Nematocida homosporus
Lineage: Eukaryota; Fungi; Microsporidia
Exons: 1
Coding region: 1-882 (293 amino acids)
Source: RefSeq, a predicted model, not a curated record